Molecule: messenger RNA, 1822 nt
Organism: Anopheles gambiae (African malaria mosquito)
Lineage: Eukaryota; Metazoa; Arthropoda; Insecta; Diptera; Culicidae
Exons: 3
Coding region: 180-1655 (491 amino acids)
Molecular function (GO): protein binding
Source: RefSeq, a predicted model, not a curated record
ACACAGAGAUGUUGAAACCUUAUUGCACACGAUAGGAUUGUAGUUAACGAGGGCAUCCUAAUUGACUUUCCGCAGUAUUUCAAGGUGUAGCGGCCGAUGGCGUUGUGAGCAAGCAUCUUAAGCCAUUUUUCUUACUAUUCCGAAGCCCAACUCGCCUUAACACCGUUUAAAUUAGUGAAAUGGAUACAUCUUUAUCGUACUGCCCGUUGGAUGGGCUUCCAAUUGAGAUUGUAGAGAUGAUAUUCGACCGUCUGGAUCUAGAGUCGCUUAAAUCGCUGUCUCUCACAUGCCAUCGAUGGGAGCGUCUCUUUUUCCAGUACUGUUCGCGCCGGUUUGUGCUGCGCAUCGAUGAAAAGAUAACCCUAGACGUGGACGCUUUUAUGAAUUACGAAGAUCGGCGAAUGGAGAAAUAUUUGCUUUGCGAAGAGAAAAUGAAAGUAGCGGUCAUAAUGCUGGAGCAAACGCAACGUGUCUACCGUACGGUUCAUAUCGACUUCCAUCUGGAGCUAGCCACGGUCAUCUACAAGUUAAAAAUUCUGAACAGAUUGUUCAAACCGCACCUGCUGCAGCAACUGACCGUCCUGAAGCUUGACAUGGGCAAUGAUCCGGUGAUGCAUGCUAGCGAUAUAUCGCGUGCGGUGCAAAAGAUGGAAAAUCUCCAAGAGCUGUACAUAGCGUUCAACGUAAGAACACCACACACUACGGAAUGCUACACGAUGCAUCUGGUAAACCCUACGCUGCAGAAGCUGGUGAUCAAAGGCAUUACGCCGUACGUGGUUGAUUGCGCCAACUUGUGGAAGCUGGAUGUUGCGGAAUCGCUGCACGUGGAGAGCAUCAUCGGUGGAAAGUUGCAGCGAGAUGUAGAUUUUACUGGGCAUGAAUGCUACUGGAAGAUCGAUCAGCUGACCGAACUCUCAAUAGUGAAUGAUUUGAAGUUCAACUUGACAACACGCUCCUCCAUCUUGCGAUUCUACCGGCAGCUGUCCAAUGUGACAAGGCUAUAUCUGUACGGGCACACCUUAACGCAGGAGACGCUGCAAGUUAUCUGCGAGUCGUGCGUGCAGCUCGAAGAAUUCACCAUAGGCAACUUGCAGAUGGAUGAUCCAAACGCAUUGCACUACCUGUCCAACCUGCCCAACCUGAGACAGUUUGGCAUAUGGAAGAUCCUCAACGGUAACCCACUAUCGUUCGCGUCCGUUAAGCUGCCCAAGCUGGAGAAGCUUCUGCUCGGUUGUAUGGCCAUCGAUUGGCCAUCGCUCACCUCCGUGCGAUCGAUCAGCUGGCUGAAGAUCAAACCGGGACCGGUUAUAGAUGCGCCCAUCUGUCGCGCACUCAGUGGCACUUUUGCCCACCUGCGCUUCCUGUGGAUCGAUGUGCAUACCACCCGCGUAGCGCGAGAACUACUGGCCCAGCUGCCGCAGAUGCAUUGGCUGGAGACGCUCGUGCUGGAGAACAUUGUUCACCUACGGACCCUCAAAACGUUGCCAGCCUUGCCCCAGCUAGAGCGGCUUAUUAUUUAUCGCUGCAGUAAGAAGGUGUACGAGCGGUACUACAACAACGAGGUGCUUGCGAAACUAGUGCGCGACAUUCGGUGGAUUAGAGCGGGUCAGAAAAUUGUGGAAGAGCGUGGAAUUAAAGACAGCUUUGAAUGUUAGUUGGCGGGAUCGCGUCAUCUGGAUUACGGAGGUAACGUGAAAUACUGAGGUUACGCUAGAUAAUUAUUUCUUAAUGACAAAUUAUGUGAAUUUGAAAUAGAAAGAUUUGUUGAACUAUGAUGGUGUUAAAAACACGAAAAAUAUAGCAAUUUUCAAUUUAAUGUUAA